AUGGAACCAGAAAUUCAGAACGCGAAUCCUACAAUUUUGGAUGUGUCUGAUAUAUCUCGUCGAAGAGAAAAGCGCAAGGUUCGAGAUUAUUCGGCCAAGAAACAUGGAAUUCAGAGUAUAUUGAUGGCGAAACCCAGCUAUACCAUGGAUCCCUUCUACAUGUCAGAUUUUUCAGAUGAAGACUCCGAUGAUUCUGGUUUGGAACCAAUAGAUGAGCAGGAAAUAUAUGAUUUGAUCGCACCAAUUUCGGACCCUGAGCACCCUCUUUCGUUGGAGUCUCUAGGAGUAGUUAAACUUGAGGAUGUGCACCUCGUUUCGCCUUCUGAUCUUACAAACCCGGCAACACUCUCUCGAGUAUUAGUCGAAUUGACGCCAACGGUUUCACAUUGUUCCCUAGCAACUGUUAUUGGACUCGGUGUUCGAGUACGUUUGGAACAAGCUCUCCCGCCAAGUUACCGAGUCGAGGUCAAGAUUAAGAAGGAUACACACAGUCAGGCGGCAGAAGUCAACAAACAACUGGCUGAUAAAGAGCGUGUUGCAGCUGCACUCGAGAAUGACAACCUCAUGAAAUUGCUAAGGAAGAUGAUGAAGACCUGUCUCGACAGUCAAUGA
Messenger RNA from Sclerotinia borealis F-4128, 612 nucleotides. Lineage: Eukaryota; Fungi; Ascomycota; Leotiomycetes; Helotiales; Sclerotiniaceae. The record is from the annotation of a GenBank genome assembly.